AUGACCGAUAUUAUUAAUACUCGCAGUGCGGCUUUAGUUAGCCAAAACGAUUUCAUUGACGAUACUUUGGUCGAAGAGUCCAUUGCUAGUUCUUUGGAUUCGCAAAAGGGUGAUUCAACGAGGAAUGAUGAUGACACUCUUACCGGUAGUAUGAAUGUGACGGAUAGUCUGGCUGCAAAAACCGACGGAGGUUCGAAUGAUGACGCAAACCAGAAUAAAAUCACCACAGAUUCACAAGAGAUUGACGCUCGUGCUUUCAAAUCGCAAUUUGAUGAGAUCUCAAAUGCAUCAAGGUUAUUAGAAAAUGCCAAAUUGACAAAUUUCAAUAAUCGGUACAAUGGUUUGGUUGGUCAGGCUACCUUAACGAAUCAUUUACCGUUGAGAAGAACGAACGGUGAUCCAACUGGGCCUUUUCACUCACAUCAGAGAUCCAACUCUCAUCCGCACCCGUUAUCCUAUACAGGUCGUCAACACGUUUUGCAGCAUAAGCGUAGCGCUUCAUCAAUUUCCGGCUUAUCAUUUAAUGGAUCGUACUCUAAUUCCAACCCCAGUCCUUAUUACUCUGGUCGAAGCACCUUGAACUCCAUGCCCACUACUCCUUUGGGUUUUAGUCCUUAUGAGCACGAUGAAUAUCUACCGCUGAGAUUGCAUCAUCAGUUGGGAGAAUUGAACCCCGACAAGAAUGCCUUUGGUGAAAUUGAUGACGAUGGGUCAAGAUUAAAGACCUUGAGGGAUCUGAAUAAUAAUAGAUACGAUGUUGAUUUGGACUGGGAUAGUUCGCCAACGUCAUCAACUCCCGGUGGUUCAUUUGCCGCCUGUAUAACUCCCCCAUCAAAUUAUUCCACACGUUCAAGUACUCCUUAUUUCGCGCAGUCGCAUAUGUUACUGGAUGACGAUGAAUUACUGGAAAAGCAAUUACUUCUGGAGGAAGAACAAAAGCUCUUAUCCUUUCAAAAACAAAAAUUAGAUAAUGCCAUCAAUCAAUUGCGCUAUCACAACAACGAUCCAAAUUUGAUGGAAUCAAAGUUUAAGUAUCUCCCUUCUCCUCCAAGGCCAAGACCAACUACGCCUUCUUCAAGAAAGCAACCUCCAAGGAACUUAUUGAUCCCUCCUAGUUCUCAACAACCUUCCACACCUCCAAGAUUUCAACACAACAAUCAAGAACCAAUUGGUACGCCCCUUAGAAAAAUGAAUAACAACGGUAUUGGAACAAAUCCCUCGACACCGUUAACACCAGCUUCCAUCCCGGAACAUCAUUCUUCGUUCUCCUUAUUCUCUAAAUCACCUGUUCUUUCGUUGAAUCAUGCCUUCUCGCCGAAAGUGAAAGAAUAUGAUGUUAAGGCUUCUGAUGGAUUACAUGGAGGUUUUCCUUUGACUCCGGCUGGCACUCCACCGAAAAAUGAUGAAAGCGAGGGUUACUUUUUCGGUUCUCACUACUUAAAUCCUGGAAAUAGUUAUCAUGCGACAAACUCGGUAAGGUCUCAACAAAAACGCGAUUCCGAUAAUCAUCACCGCAACGGUGCUCUCCUGUCUCCAAACUAUUAUCCAAGUUGCACGCAAUUCCCAGCUCCCCAGUUCCCAUCCCAACACACUCCAAGCUCGCCCGCCGGAUAUCCCGUACGCGCAACAUUAUAUUCGUCACCUGUUGACGAACGUGAUGAGGAUGUUUUGUCGUGGACCAAUGAUGCUUUCGAAAAACUACCCAUAAAAUAUGCAUCGGCUGCCAGAAAUAACGUAUUUCCAGCGAAUGACGAAAGUGGUUGGGAGAGAUCUGUGAAAAUUGAAAACAAAUUGCACCAAAAAUUUCAUGAUGUCCCGUCAUCUGUGAUGACUUCCUCCAAUGUUAACGGCUUCACGAACGGGCUUAUGGAAACUGUCGCUUUUGGUAACCAUAGAAAUGGUUUCGAAUUAGAAGUUGUGUAA
Messenger RNA from Acaulospora morrowiae, 1923 nucleotides. The record is from the annotation of a GenBank genome assembly. Lineage: Eukaryota; Fungi; Glomeromycota; Glomeromycetes; Diversisporales; Acaulosporaceae.